AUGUUGAGCUCCAGCUCCUCCAGCACCUCGGCCGGCAACUUGUCGCUGGAAGUUUCUAUGAUUGGCAGCGCAGGCUUGACAAUGUCCUUGAUGUUCUGGUGCGACGAGAGCAGUCUCCACACGUCCAACACCAAGGUCUCGGUCUUUUUCGACGGUGAGCCCAGAUACGUCUUUAUAAUUGCUGUGAGAGCGGUAAGUUGGACCUGUGUCGACUCCGAAUCGAACGACUGGUACAGCGACGUAAGGAUAUCUGCCGAGUUGGCGAUCGAGGUGCUAUAUUCUCCCAGGAUCCAGAAAAUAGACCCGCGGGAGUCGGAGUCAGUUAACAAAUCCACGUUUGCAACCAAUGCCUCGAUCAAAUGCGAAGAAGCAAGCAGGUCCGCAAGCAUGUCGACCGACCGGUCGGCCACAGCAGGGAUCUUGAUGGCAAGGUUUCCGAUUGCACGGAUGCUCUUGCGCACCAUCUGGUCGUCGAUCUCCAAGGCGUACUCCUCAAGCUCGUGCAGCACCACGUCAAUAUUUCUCUCGUUGGCCAGCAAAAAGAUCAGUUCCAGUUUCGUGUCCUUGAUGUACACCGGGUCGUCAAACUGGCAAAAAAACAUCGAAACAGAAAGAUUGAGCAUCUCUGCCUUGUCGAGCAGCAACAGAAUCACGUUCCGCAUGGUGAGGAACUGGAUCUCUGCGGGCUUGGACAUGAGGUUCGAAAUGCACCCGGAAACCCGUUUGGGGAUCACCGGCAGAACGUCCACGAAAUUGCGGAUCGGAGAGUUGAUUGGCGGAGCCGCAGACAGCUGUGGAGACACAAUAUCCAAAGAGUCGUGUUUGGAGUCGGCCAAGUCGACGAAGUCCUCGAUCGGGUCGUCAAAGUUGUCGUCAAAGUUCUCAUACUCCUCGAGUUUGCCCUUGUUGUACACCAUGCCGUCCUUAAACGUCUCGAUGAGCGAUCCAGAACCUUGCCAGCCCGUAGAGAGCUUAAAGUCCGUUUCCUUAAGCUCGAUCUUGCGUUUUCCAGAGUCCAUCGAAAGAGUCGAGUUGACUCUUUUAUGGAGCCCGGACUUGCCCAAGGAAGCAGACCUCGAAUGUGGAGGCGACUUGUUGGCGUCUUUGUUUUUGGCCGAGAUCAGCGACGAGUUCGAGAUCUUGCGAACAACACCGAUCGAGGAAGACCGGCUUCGUGUUCCGUUGUGCGCAGAGGUGUCCACCUCUCCAGAAAUGACUUUCUCCAGCAAUCCCUCGUUGAUGUAG
This is a messenger RNA of Ogataea philodendri, 1245 nucleotides long. RefSeq lists its product as uncharacterized. The record is from RefSeq and is a predicted model, not a curated record. Lineage: Eukaryota; Fungi; Ascomycota; Pichiomycetes; Pichiales; Pichiaceae. The coding region runs from base 1 to 1245 and encodes 414 amino acids. The transcript is spliced from 5 exons.